AUGCUGGCCAUGAAGCUGUUCACUUGCUUCUUGCAGGUUCUAGCUGGGUUGGCUGUGCAUUCCCAGGGGGCCCUGUCUGCUGGGAACAACUCAACAGAAACGGAAGUGGUGCCCUUCAAUGAAGUGUGGGGCCGCAGCUACUGCCGGCCAAUGCAGAAGCUUGUGUACAUUGUGGAUGAAUACCCUGAUGAGGUGUCUCACAUAUUCAGUCCAUCGUGUGUCCUUCUGAGUCGCUGUGGUGGCUGCUGUGGUGACGAGGGUCUGCACUGUGUGCCGCUAAAGACGGCCAACAUCACUAUGCAGAUCUUGAAGAUCCCCCCCAAUCGGGGUCCACAUUCCUAUGCGGAGAUGACAUUUUCUCAGGAUGUGCUCUGCGAAUGCAGACCUAUUCUGGAGACGACAAAGGCAGAAAGGAGGAAAACCAAGGGGAAGCGGAAGAGAAGCAGAAAUUCACAGACUGAGGAACCCCACCUGUGAUGCUGUUUCCCGGAGGUAACCAGCCACUCAGAGGAGAGACCCACACCCGGAUCAUAUAUUUAUUACCGUCACCCUCUCAGAACCCUCCCUGCUGGUACCUACCCUCUAUUUAUUAGCCAACUCGUCCCUGCUGAAUGACUUGCUCCCUCCGAGAUAAGGGGCAUGGAAGGACAAGACCCUCAGGAAUUCAGUGCCUUAAAACAGAACGUGAGAGAAAGAAAGAAGCCAACCACAGACCCGUGGGAGCUUCGGCUUGGGAAGAAGCAAGACUUGGACAUGGCCUUACAAGGUGCAAGCCAUGCUCCAGAGGCCCUGGGUCUCCAGGGAACUGGAGAAGAGAAGAGGAGACCUAGAACCUGCCCUGGUCCACAGCUCCACCUAGACAGCAGCUCUGGCCCUGGCUGCACUGAAGGCAUGUAAAGGGGACCCGGUCUACUGUACCCUGGAGAUCAGGACAGGACGUUCGGCUCUGGAGACCAGAGCUUGCCUGUGGGCUUUGCCUUUCAGCCUAGAAGUUCAUGCUUCACCCUUUGCAAAGCACCACUACCCUGUCCCUGCUCUGGGACACAGGCAGAGUGGCCUGAGACUGAACAGAGGGCAGGCUGGAUGAGUACUAGCCCAUGGACUUUGACCACUGCAAGUCUGGGCCAUGUGUCCUAGUGGUACAGCUACGGAAAGCAAACCGAUUCCUGGAGGGCCCUUGCAGCCCACCAGUCGUCUCUGCCAGGACUGUCUAACUGCCAAGCCAGAUUCUCUUGAAUAAAGCAUUCUAGUCUGGAACCAA
Messenger RNA from Grammomys surdaster, 1261 nucleotides. RefSeq names its product placental growth factor (gene Pgf). The transcript has 7 exons. NCBI's taxonomy places the organism in Eukaryota, Metazoa, Chordata, Mammalia, Rodentia, Muridae. The record is from RefSeq and is a predicted model, not a curated record. The coding region runs from base 1 to 477 and encodes 158 amino acids. Gene Ontology annotation, cellular component: membrane. Gene Ontology annotation, molecular function: chemoattractant activity; vascular endothelial growth factor receptor binding; growth factor activity. Gene Ontology annotation, biological process: response to hypoxia; sprouting angiogenesis; positive regulation of endothelial cell proliferation.